AUGCUUCCUGCUGAGAGUGUGGCGAGCACUCCGCAGCUGACUCGCAGGAUAUCCAGGAGAUCGAUCUCUAAGCAUUCACAGCCUUUUAAGGAUGACCCAGAUGCGCUGGAAUGGCUUCGCCGUAAACUGGACCCGGAAUGGGAGAUCGAUGUUCGCGGCGAGCUCGACGACGACGACGAUGGAAUUGAGGAGCUUUUGAACGGACUACGGGCCAGUAAAAGAAUAAACACUCUACAAGAGUACCGGUUUCUCAGCACGCUGAAUCCGCAGCUCGAAAGCUUUGAUUACCAGGCCCAUUACGAGAAGUUUGCUAAUUUCCAGUCGGAAAUAAAAAACACGAGAACAUAUCUCAAGCCUCUGUUCGACUACCUCCAAAACUUUGAACACAACAUCAACAAGCUAUCCCAGGAAAUGGAGUUCCUCCAAAAGCGAUCUGACAUGCUCAAUCUGCAGAUAAAAAGCAAGCAGGAGCUAGAUACAAGGUUAACUCCGGUCAUCAACGAUCUUAUAAUCCCUCCGGCAAUAAUAAACUCCAUAAUAGAUGACAAGAUAGACGAAAAGUGGGUUGAAAACAUUGCGUUUCUUGCCGAAAAGAAAGAAAUUUACUCCAAGUACUCUUCCGAAACCCAGCCGAAGUGUCUUCCGGAGCUCGUGCAACUGCUGGAUCUGAUGGAACUCAAAGUUGUGGAACGAAUUCGAGACUACCUAAUCAAGCAAAUCAAGGCCCUCAGAAAGCAGACGGUCUCAUCGCAGGUCGUUCAGAGCGAGAUGCUCGAGGUGAAGGAGAUAUUCACUUUUUUGCAGGAGAAGAAUCGCAAGCUGAGUAACGAUCUUUGUCAGGCAUACUGUCAUACUAUGCGUUGGUACUAUUAUCAAAAUUUUGUCAAAUAUACCUCGUCAUUGGAAAGACUGAGAAUUCACAAAGUUGAGAAGAAUGUCCUGCUUGGGGCACUGGAGGAGGAGGCUGGUUCAUCCGGAGCCGGAUCAUUUUUUGGGUACUCUAACAAGAGACACGAGAUCACUGCAAGCGAGUAUCUGAUUGGUUUGACAAAAAGACUCGAGUUGUUGGGCAAGUUUGAUGAGACAGUCAUGCCCGCUCAGAUAGCCGAGACUAACAAUGCAAAGUACUGGCUUGAAACUGCGUUCAGGAAUUUCAACGUUGCACUUUUGGACAACGUCUCUGUUGAGUACCUUUUUAUGAGCGAGUUCUUCAACUUGACCAAGAGCGAGCAAUUAGAUGAGAUCUUCAAGACGAUUUUCAACCCGGUGUACCAAAUUGGGCACAGUUUCACCAAAUAUCUUAUUUCUAAUACCUACGACUACUUUGGGGUGCUCAUAGCUAUUCGUCUUACUCAACAACUGGAAUACGAAUUGCAACGUCGACGCAUACCGGUGAUGGAAGACUACCUGAACUAUCAACUGAUUAUUCUAUGGCCAAGAUUCCAAAAUUUGAUAGACCAAAAUUGCAUGAACGUCAAAAAGAGCGUAUCGUCCUCUGUGAUCCUCAAGAGCAUCAAUAAGAACAUAAUGAUUCCGCUGGACCUCACACAGAACUUCGGGCGUGUAUUGCUCAACCUGCUUGGUCUGUCGCAAAACUUGAUAGAGCAGGAGACUUCAGAACCGCUGACAAACUCCAUUGUCCGCCUUCGAAACGAGUUUGAAAGCACACUGAUGAAGAUGAGCUCUACACUGGAUCCUAAGAAGAGAGAGAUAUUUCUUUACAGCAACUUCUCGCUUGUCCUCACGAUUCUGAGCGAAUUGGAAGAGCCCAACAAAACCGGACUGGACGAAGUGGCGCACUUUCAAAAUCUGGUAGAUGCGUAUGCAAGUAGGGAGUAA
Ogataea haglerorum is the source of this 1839-nucleotide messenger RNA. RefSeq lists its product as uncharacterized. Gene Ontology annotation, biological process: endocytic recycling; retrograde transport, endosome to Golgi; Golgi to vacuole transport. The record is from RefSeq and is a predicted model, not a curated record. The coding region runs from base 1 to 1839 and encodes 612 amino acids. NCBI's taxonomy places the organism in Eukaryota, Fungi, Ascomycota, Pichiomycetes, Pichiales, Pichiaceae. Gene Ontology annotation, cellular component: GARP complex. The transcript has a single exon. Gene Ontology annotation, molecular function: syntaxin binding.